CUCAUUGCAGAAAACAACAACAGCAACAACAACAGCAACAACAACAGCAAACGUAGCUGAAGAAGAGCAAGAGCUAGUGCAAGUCUUACAAGAGGAAACAAGAGCAACAGCAGACCUAACAUCAUGUCCAGUCUGCCACGCCGCAUCAUCAAGGAGACGCAACGUCUGAUGCUGGAGCCCGUGCCCGGCAUCAAUGCCAUACCCGAUGAGAAUAAUGCACGCUAUUUCCAUGUGAUUGUCACCGGGCCGAACGAUUCACCGUUCGAGGGCGGCAUCUUUAAGCUGGAGCUCUUUCUGCCCGAAGACUAUCCGAUGUCGGCGCCCAAGGUGCGCUUCAUCACCAAGAUCUAUCAUCCGAACAUUGAUCGCUUGGGCCGCAUCUGUCUGGACGUGCUGAAGGACAAGUGGAGUCCGGCCUUGCAGAUACGCACGAUUCUGUUGUCCAUUCAGGCGCUGCUCAGCGCGCCCAAUCCGGACGAUCCGUUGGCCAACGAUGUGGCCGAAUUGUGGAAGGUCAACGAGGCGGAGGCCAUACGCAAUGCACGCGAAUGGACCCAGAAGUAUGCGGUCGAAGACUGAAGCGCCACCGACUGUGGGCUGGGGGUGCGGGCCAAUGGUGGGGAACGGAACGGGAUGGGGGGAGGAGGGAAGUGCGAACAAUGAACACGACGACGACGAAGAA
This is a messenger RNA of Drosophila navojoa, 682 nucleotides long. RefSeq names its product ubiquitin-conjugating enzyme E2 N (gene ben). NCBI's taxonomy places the organism in Eukaryota, Metazoa, Arthropoda, Insecta, Diptera, Drosophilidae. The record is from RefSeq and is a predicted model, not a curated record.